Molecule: messenger RNA, 1083 nt
Organism: Plasmodium fragile
Lineage: Eukaryota; Apicomplexa; Aconoidasida; Haemosporida; Plasmodiidae
Exons: 3
Coding region: 1-1083 (360 amino acids)
Source: RefSeq, a predicted model, not a curated record
AUGUCGGCUCAGGAAUUAGGGGAUAUAUUGGCACAGUACGUGAGGGAUAGGCAACUAUACGGAAAUGAUGACGCAUAUCAGGCCAGUUUAGACAAGGACAUAGGGGACAUGCUCGGAGAGUUUAUUCAACAUAUGGAAACGAUGGAGUCACUUAUGGAAGAAAUGGGUACAAACUGUAAUAAUUAUGGUUGGCAACAUUGGGAAGAUCAAGCUGCCUUGCGGCCCCGCGUAGGACACACGGUGGGUGACAGAAUUACAUGUAAAUUUAUGACAACAGCAAUAUUAUUCAUGCGCAAAGGCAGUCUAAGUACGCUCAAGGAUGAGGGUGCGACAGAGAAUAAUAAGAAGAUAAGGCAAUACAUUCGGUGUGCUAUAGUAAACAUGUUCGCGACCAUAUUAACAGAGUCAGCAUGCGGCGGGCAGUGGGGUAUUUAUUAUGCAUGGUACUCGGUGGAUAAAAUGAUGGACGAGGGAGGCAUGCGGCACUUAAUUACCGCGGACCAUUGUCAAAUGGGAGUAACUGAAGAUAUAAGAAGAGGACAGUGGAAAAUGAGUGACAAAAUUAAGAACUGGUUAAGAGCCCAUGAAGCUUUAAUGACAAAAAUAAAAGGGACGACCAUGAGUGACAGUUGUAAUAAGAGUGCGCAAGGGAGCACUAAAGGAAAAGAUGGCAGGAGCCAGGGCGAGGGCGCGAGUACCGUAAGAGAAGGGGAGGAAAGUGCACUCAACAAAUUGAAAGAAGGGAUGAAGAGUAUAUUGCAACGGGCGCAGGAAGAAGUUGUGCAGAGCGCGAACCGUAGUACGCCCCCAGUUAAGGAUGUUCAGCGCAUUGCACCCAUGACUGAACCGGCAGCACCCAAACUACAAGAGCAUCCUAUAUCGUCCACCACCACGCAGGAAACACCAGUACCGACAGUGGAGGUGUGCGGCAGCCACGACGGUAGCGACGAGCGUACCGUUCGCAGCGUUGGCCACUGUGUAGACGAGCGUACCGUGCAGCGGCGCGGUGACGAGUGUGGAGGGUUUACGGAAUUUAUGGAUACAAGGGGAUUAUAUGUGGAUAGUGUAUUACAGAAAAGUUGA